Messenger RNA from Colletotrichum tamarilloi, 933 nucleotides. RefSeq lists its product as uncharacterized. The record is from RefSeq and is a predicted model, not a curated record. NCBI's taxonomy places the organism in Eukaryota, Fungi, Ascomycota, Sordariomycetes, Glomerellales, Glomerellaceae. The annotation marks the transcript as partial. The transcript has a single exon.
GCUGCUUCCCUGGCGGAUUACUUUACCUGCGACUGCCCCCCUUCCCGACAACUCGGUUUGGCUUUUCUGGUUUCUCCAAGAUACCUUCCUACCUUGCCUUCUGAGAUACAACGCCAUCUUCGUCCAUCACAGCCAGUACUCAGGACGAGACUCAUCCAAGAAAAGAACAAAAGGGAAGCUGGCGUCGGACAACAACUGCAGCAUCUCCAAUCACGACCAGGCCACCGGAUCUUCCCACCUCAUCCUGUCCUUCCCCAGGUGAAUUACUGCAGGCAGCCCACCGUCCGUCCACAGCUUCCGCAGACCGCAGACCACAGGCGCUGUGCAGAUCGAAGCCUUGCCUCAUCGGGUGCGACUUACACCACGCACCACCACCACCAACCACGCACUGCGCAACGUCAACCUCCUCCGAGUCCCCAACUCUUGCUCCUCCUUCUGCUUCUUCCCUCCCAUCUUUCUUCUCCUCUUUCCGCUCUCAUUCUACAACUAUCGCAGCAUCAUCUUGCUCAAACUCGACUCAGCCUCCCUUUGCGCGAAGUAGUACGCAGUAGCGACCAGAUAGAAUUCAAUAACCCGCCAGGCCAAAUACGAGGCCCCCUCCCUUUACGGAUACUGCCUGCCUGUCACUUUUGCACCCGCAGCUUCGCCUACGCCCGCGCCUGCCACCACAACCUUGAACCAACCACCCCCCCGCCCAUCCCGGCACCUUCAGUCCGGGGCAACUUGGCACCUACACCCAGCAAGCACCCAGCACUCAGUACGAGCGCAAGCACCGCCAGCCUGUGCACGAGCAGAAGAAAGGCAGCCACGGCACACUCGGUGCCAUCCAUCGUCAUUCUGUCCUGUCCUGUCCAUCUUCUCUUCUUCAACAUACCGAACGACAUAAUCAACUUUACAUACCAAUAUCCGAGUCUCGACGCUUAUUAUCGCUAG